Humulus lupulus (European hop) is the source of this 1276-nucleotide messenger RNA. Its product is annotated as probable glycosyltransferase At3g42180. The record is from RefSeq and is a predicted model, not a curated record. Gene Ontology annotation, molecular function: glycosyltransferase activity. The transcript has 3 exons. Lineage: Eukaryota; Viridiplantae; Streptophyta; Magnoliopsida; Rosales; Cannabaceae. Bases 37 to 1173 code for a protein of 378 amino acids.
CAGAGUAGUUUGGAGAAACUUGAGCAUGGUUUGGCUAUGGCUCGAGCAGCUAUUCACGAAGCCAUUGUCUCUAAAACUUAUAAGUCAGAGAAAGUUGAGAGCUUUGUCCCAAGAGGAUCUAUAUACAAAAAUUCAUAUGCUUUUCAUCAGAGUCACAUAGAGAUGGUGAAGAGAUUCAAAGUGUGGAGUUACAAAGAAGGAGAGCCCCCAAUAUUCCACAUGGCACCAGUGAACAACAUAUAUGCCAUAGAAGGGCAAUUCAUGGAUGAAAUAGAGAGUGAAAAGAGCCAUUUCAGGGCCACAAAUAUUGAGGAGGCACACACAUAUUUUCUGCCCAUGAGUGUGUCUAAUAUAGUCCAAUUUAUUUACACUCCUAUCCGUUCCAAAGCUGAUUACAACAGAGAUCGUCUAUUUAGAGUUGUGAAUGACUAUGUUGAUGUUGUCACCAAUAAGUACCCCUAUUGGAACAGGAGCAAUGGUGCUGAUCAUUUUAUGGUCUCCUGUCAUGAUUGGGCACCAGAAAUUUUACAUGGUAAUCCCGAGAUAUUCAGCUACUUGAUUAGAGGCCUCUGCAAUGCCAACACCUCAGAAGGGUUUCAGCCCAAUAGAGAUGUCUCCAUACCUGAACUCAACUUGCCCCCUGGAACUUUAGGCCCACCAAAUUUGGGCCUGGCCCCAAGUAACCGCUCAAUUAUGGCCUUCUUUGCAGGUGGAGAACAUGGAUAUGUGAGGAAGAUCUUGCUCCAACAUUGGAAGGGCAAAGAUAACGAAGUCCAAGUCCAUGAGAAGGUUCUGGGGCCCCAAGGCUACACUGUGUUAAUGGGCCAAAGUAAGUUUUGUUUGUGCCCAAGUGGGUAUGAAGUGGCAAGCCCAAGAUUAGUGGAGGCAAUCAAUGUAGGGUGUGUGCCAGUAAUCAUCUCUAAUAAUUACUCCCUUCCCUUUAGUGAUGUACUUGAUUGGAGCCAAUUUUCCAUACAAAUCCUAGUUUCAAAAAUACCAGAAAUUAAAAACAUCUUAAAAGGGAUCUCAAAUGAGGAGUACCUCAAAAUGUAUAAGAGGGUUUUAAAAGUUAAGAGACAUUUUCUGGUGAAUCGGCCAGCACAACCAUUUGAUGUGAUUCAUAUGGUGCUUCACUCAAUUUGGUUGAGGCGACUAGACUUUAAGCUUGAAUAAGUAAACUUGAGAUUCAACAUUUUUUUUGUUGAGAUUUUUGUUUGGUUUAUUAGGUUUACAAAUGAACUUAUAACUUGUAUAGUCUUGAGACAAUUAGACACCA